This is a messenger RNA of Oncorhynchus mykiss (rainbow trout), 1517 nucleotides long. The record is from RefSeq and is a predicted model, not a curated record. NCBI's taxonomy places the organism in Eukaryota, Metazoa, Chordata, Actinopteri, Salmoniformes, Salmonidae.
AAGUCCACAGUAGACAUUUCCCACUAUAGUGCCAAGCUGCAAAGUCGAAAUUGGCACAAAUCGUGAAAAUGUAUGAAGACGUCAAUUCGCUUUUUGCUCUUCAUUUAAGAGUAGGUCAGACACACGUUUAGGAGUAUGGUUAAUGUUAAGCGUCGGUUUUGAAAUCCGAUUUUUAAAGAAGAUAAAUUGUAGAACUUCCGGGUUUUGCAGCUUGGCCAUAUAGUGACAACCCCUCAGACAGGCCAGCGGUGUGUUGUCCGUUUCUCUCGUCUCACUGAGUUGUGUUCACAGCUAAUGCACGGACACGGACCGGACCGCCCGUCUGCCAGUGGGUUGACCAUCUGCGUUACUUUGUUGUCCCUGCUACUUUUUACAGCCUGAGUAGCAUAGCCCCCCAUCCCUCCCUACAUCCCUCCCUCCUAGACAAGGUGUGUCAGUCGGGCGUGUCCUCUCUCUCUCUCUCCUCCAAUCAGCAAACAGGAGCAGCCAAUCAGAAGCAGCCAUGUCGGGGUUCAAUCUGCUACACCUGAUCACCAAUGCCAAGCCUGUUACUCUGAAGCCAUGUGGGCUCCCUUCAGGAACCUGCCGGACCAAGAAGACAUGGCCCAAGUCCUUCUCUCAGGAGGAGCUGAAGAAACGUCUCUCCCCCAUUCAGUUCCAUGUCACCCAGGAGAAAGGAACAGAGAGUGCCUUCAGAGGGGAAUACACUGAAUAUAAAGAGGAUGGCAUCUACACCUGUGUCGUCUGUGGCUCCCCGCUGUUCAAGUCCGAGACCAAGUUUGACUCUGGAUCAGGUUGGCCUUCCUUCUAUGACCUGGUAAAGGAGGAGUCAGUCACUGUAACAGACGAUUUCGCCUACGGGAUGCACAGAGUUGAGACCAGCUGUAGUCAGUGUGGUUCUCACCUCGGACACCUGUUUGAUGACGGCCCCAGACCCACAGGGAAACGAUACUGCAUCAACUCUGCCUCUCUGGGCUUCCAGUCCGCCUCAGCCUCUAGGCCACCCAGCAACGGAGAUGGGGCUGGGGCUGGGACAGGAGCUGGGGCUGGGACAGGGGCUGGGGCUGGGACAGGGGCUGGGGCUGGGACAGGGGCUAGGGAUGGGGCUGGUGGUGCGGUUGGGGGCAAGACUGAGCUCUGAGUAAAAGGUCUCCUUGGUCUUGGACAGAUUUCAGGAAUACAGGAAGUACAGGCACGGUCACUCACUCCUUAUCCAAACUGGUGGCCUAGGUCCUGGUCGAAAUGUUACGAACAGAACAGAGAACAGCUGGAGAAUAUAGGUUACACAGAACCCGGAAACAUUCAGCCAACUAGGUUACACAGAUCCGAAAACGGUCAGACAACUAGGUUACACAGAACCCGAAAACAGUCAGACAACUACAGUCAGCUCAAUAAGGGGCCAUCGUCACCCCUUAGAAAACAUGUGGAACAUGAUGCCUCUUCUGUGCUCAUGUAGGUUACACACACCCAAACACAGUCGGUCAAACACAGUCCGUCAAAUGACCCCAGUGGCCAUG